UAAAAGGAGCGGGUUUGACUACACACGAAAAAACAAAUAAAAUCGCUCACUGAGGACAUAUUUAGACAUAAUUAUUCAGACUGGUGUCAUUCAUCUUUGAAACCAGGCUUGAUAACUGCCAUUGACAUUUUUAAACCCAGGAGCCAUUAAAGUGUUACACGUAUUACGCGGUUUGCUCGCUUCGAGGAUUUUACAGCCUGCCCCUGGUGUCGUUGUUGCGGAAGUGAAAAAGUCUACGUGGGGAAGAAAGGCAAAUGGACGCGGUGAGCGGCAACCAGGGCGUAUAAAUGGGACGGAGAGGCGACGACAGGCUGUAAUGCUGCGCCGGGUGCGGCAGUCUCUCCGGCAGGUGCUGCUUCUGAUGGCCCGGAGACCGGACCUGCUCUGCGGGGCUAUCGUGCUCGGCGUCCUGCUCGUGCUGGCCGUCAAGUUCACGUGCAGUCGUGCUAAGAAUGUGGUGGCAGCAGCUCGUCCUCCGGUGCGUUUCUUUUCUGCUGACGCCCCUGUAGUGGAUCUCUACUUGGGUCAGCUCGACCAGGUGGAGCGUCUCAGGAGUGUGGCCGAGGUGUCUUUUAUUUUCUUCUAUGCACCAUGGUGUGCUCACUCUAUGGCUGCCCGACAGGAAGUGCAGCAGGUCUCUAAGAAGCUGGUGAAAGAGGUGCAGUUUGUGGCUGUUAACUGCUGGUGGAGUCAGGGGAAAUGCAGGAGGCAAAACCGCUUCUAUCACUACCCCAUCAUCCAUCUGUUUUACAGAAGGUUUGGGCCAAUAGAGUACAGAGGUCCAUUUGUGGCUCCAUAUAUGGAAAGUUUUGUUCUUAAAGUCAUCACGCCACUGACUUACCUCCCUUCAAGAGCUCGCCUUGAAGAGUUCCUCUCCUUUCACGAGCCUCGAGUGGUGGGCUUCUUCCAGUUUAACUCUUCUCCUCAGCCGCCAGGAUACAUCACAUAUCUGUCCUCUGCCCUGCAGGCCCUAAAAAGGGAUUUCCGUGGCGUUGUACGUUUUGGGGUCGUGACCAACAAGCAGGUGGCAGAGGCCAUCUCACUAACGGAAGAUGAGACAAUUUUUCUCCACAGAAGAUUUAACUCCUCUUUGAUCUUCCCCAGAAAGCGCCUUAACUUUUCAUCAGAGGCCAUUUGUAGCUGGGUGUUUGAAAACCACGAGACCGUCCUCCAGUGGCUACAGCCCCCAGGAACAAAAUCCCGCCUGUUAGAACAUGAGUUGACCAAAGGCCCUGCGCUACUGCUGUUCCUGCCACACAAUCCACUGGGAUCACAACCCAGUCCCAUGCUACAGCAGGUUGCAGACAUUGCUGUGCGUUACCAUUCCUGUGACAACAGCAACCACUCCAGCUGGGACAAAAGUUUCACCUCCCACUCACUGUGCUGCCAGUCAGUUGUCCUCCCAGAGUCGAGUACAAGUGUGUGCGAAGUGUGCCUCAGCUUUUCACAGCCGACCUUCACCACCUCACCUCUUCACUGCUUGUUCCCUCCUUCAAAUCAGGGAGGAGACGUGUUUCAAGCUUAUCUCAGACGCUGCUGCCUCCACCAACUACCUUCCCCCAUGUCUAUUAAUAGUGCAACCUCAAUGGGAUGUAGCAAUUUUUUGGACAGCUACAGCCCAUUUAGUCAAUACAGUGCCUGCUGCAGAAAAGUAGAACCUCAGCUCAAUGAAUCACAAGCCAAAGAGGAGCCAGAGAUGCAAGGUGUUCCGCUUACGCCUCCUUUCUUGAUCCCUCCAUCCUCUGUCCCUCAGCCGGAGGGAGACGGCAUCACCGGGCUCCGCUGUCAGACCAACAGGACACUCAGGUUUUAUGUGUUGGAUGUUGCUUUGAACUGGCCUCUGGCAGUCAGGCUUGGAGCAUCAGGCAACAGAAGUGCUUGUCUUCACCAAGAACCUGGUGCACAAGGUGAUGGGAGCGAUGAUGGUUCGUUUGCUGCUAUUGUGAACCUGAAGGAUGAGGUUCAUUAUGUUCUUCAGCGCAGUCCAGCAGCCACACUAACAGAGUCUUUGGAGGCCUUCAUCAGGAACUUCAGUGCUCCCUACAGCCUCUUGCAGAGACACUUGGUUGGAGAGGAGGACAGGAAGGGAGCUGAAGAGGAAGCGACGCGUUCAGAUGAACACCAGCGCUCACCUCCACGUCUCCUCAUCACAGAGUUGACCACUUCCUCCUUCCUGCCCUCUGUCAUGGACCUCCAGAAGGACGUGCUGCUGUUCUACUACACUCAGUGGUGUGGAUUCUGCUCGGUUCUCAACCACAUCAUCAUCCAGCUGGCCAGAUUAUUACAGGGAAACGGCACCAUCACUGUGGCCAGGGUGAAUGUUGCACGUAAUGACCUCCCCUGGGAGUUCAUGGUAGAUCACGUUCCCACUAUUCUUCUCUUUCCCAGAUACAGAAAACAUCUUAGCGUGAAGUUUCCUGACGACCUUCCCAUCACAUUACCCAACCUCCUCCGCUUCAUCCUGCAGCACUCUGGCUCUGUGCCUCAUGCACACAAACCAUCUGCUGACGGAGAAGGUCCAGGACACAGUGCUGUCCUUCAGUCAGAGUUUCUGACACUCCAGCGUGAAGUUCAAGCCCUGCAUCAUGCACGGGAACGUCUCUCCCAACAGCUCGCGCAACUGUGGCGCGACAACCGACGACUAAAAUUUGAUGCUCGCAGCUUAGAAGCUGAGAAUGCUGAUCUGCAGCGAGAGAGGCAGAGUUUGGAGGAGCAGCACCGGGAGAAAAGCCGGCAGCUUGGGGAGGCGGUGAGGCGGCUGCAGGAGCUGGCAGACACAUCUGAAAAUCUGCUGAAUGAGAACAUGUUGCUCAGGGUCCUGCUGAGGGCGCUGAAGGACAGGACCGAGGCUAGAGAGCAGACGGAAGUGGAGAAAAAAGAGGCAAAGCAGAAAAGAAGCCAUAUGGCCUCCUGAGCACAAGUCCACAGGGAACCCUGAGAAUGAGGCAAAGCAGAGGAAGAGAAAGGAAACCAGGCCAAGAAAUGAAGGAAAGGUUGACCUAGAGGAGAGAAAAGCUGUGAUUAGUUGUGAGAAAAUGAGGCUAAAAUGAGGAGAUCCUUUCAAAUCCAAAAGGCAACAGGCCAGUAAAUUUUCUCACGAGAGAAAAUAAGGAAGAGAUGACAGUUAGCAUCUUCCCAAAAGGACUGCUGCUCAGUCAGGCAGGAAAAUAAUGAGAGACAAAGGAGACAGGUGGAUAGGCAGUGAAGGAAACCACAGGCGGCGUCUGUGCUGUGAUCAUAUGAGCUUAUCCAACUCUUUGAAACUCACCAGUUUGGGAGUUCUGUGCCAACUUUCCAAGUCAGAUUUCUCAGUUCUGAUGCUGCUCUUGCAAAGAUUUAUGGAUUGCAUAAUUGUGAAGGAAUAAGAAGAGAACGCCUACUACACACACCCUGCAGCCAGAUGAAGCUUCCCUUAAUUACUGUAAACCAUGUGCCAAGGCUGGACUAAAAAACAUGCUCGAUGGGCUGGAAUUACCUGCAGCCUGUAACAAAAAGCUAAAGCUAGCAUAUUUGAAGAGCACUAAUCCCAUUCAUACAGCAGUUGUGUUAUAAAUCACCUCUGAUGGUGUUUUUCACCCUGAAAACGCUGCUUUUAAUGUGAAAAUCCCAGACUGGUUGUCCCGUCAUUUACAUGAAACUUGGUAGCCUGUCGGGUAUUUUCUGAUUACUUAACCUUUGUGUAAAUGGAAAUGAUGUUCAAACAUGGAAGAAGUUUGGAAGUGAAAGCAAAAAUAAUCGUCUAAAACAUUAAGGCCGCGGGAACUUUGAGAACUCGCAGUGUGUCCUCAACCUGCUGCUCUGAGCUCAGUGUCACAUGACUGACCUCCUGGAAAAGAUUCCCAUAAAUUCCUAAAAAUCGGCCAGCAUCAUUUGUUUUACAUACUUGUUAUUUUUGGCUGCAUUGUGAUUAAGUUGUGUGUGUGUGUAUGAUGAGCAAAUUUGAGUCCGUAGUGCUAUAAAAUGUCACACUGUUAAAAAUACUGGCGGAUACUGAUGUAAAUUUGAUUUACAUUGAAUAACGACUUGAGCCCUUUCCUUUAUAAUACCAGUCUGCAUGCACAUUUCUUGGACACAUUCUGUAAUUUACAGCUCAGUACUCGCUGAUUUUUAGGGAAUUAUGAGUUCAGUUUUCAUACUGUUUUUUGUUUAUUUUAAAUAUUUGCAGUACUUACUUGUGGUGCAGAUUUUGGCUGCAGGGAGAGAGGGCUACUAAUAAAACUGAGAAGUAAUUUAAUGCUGAACAUGUGUUCCCAUGAUUUUGUUUGGAGCAAUUAAGAGGACUCAAAACAAACAUUUUUUUUUUUUUUUUUUUUUUUAAGGGGAUGCUGUUCUUUUGUCAAACUAUUUUUACAGAAAUCCUCGAAUCACUAAAUAUUUCUAUGUAACUAUUCAGGUAUUAAUAACAUGCUGCAGCUGUUUACAUGUGAAAUAUUGCACCAGGUUUUUUACUGAUUAAAUAUCUUUCUUGUUAUUGUA
Archocentrus centrarchus (flier cichlid) is the source of this 4476-nucleotide messenger RNA. It is a transcript of the gene txndc11, whose product is annotated as thioredoxin domain containing 11. Bases 317 to 2914 code for a protein of 865 amino acids. The transcript is spliced from 14 exons. The record is from RefSeq and is a predicted model, not a curated record. Lineage: Eukaryota; Metazoa; Chordata; Actinopteri; Cichliformes; Cichlidae.